Messenger RNA from Spirometra erinaceieuropaei, 546 nucleotides. The record is from the annotation of a GenBank genome assembly. Lineage: Eukaryota; Metazoa; Platyhelminthes; Cestoda; Diphyllobothriidea; Diphyllobothriidae.
AUGAUCUUCGCCGCCCGUCAACUUCAGGAGAAUUGCCAGGAGAUGCAGACUCACCUGUACUCCACCUUCGUGGACCUGAUGAAUGCCUUCGACACGGUGAAUCGGGAAGCACUGUGGAAGAUCAGGCAGAAAUUCGGCCGUCCGGAGCGAUUCGCUCAGAUGGUGCGUCAGCUGCAUGACGGUAUGAUGGCGCGAGUCACGGACAACGGAGCUGUCUCAGAGGCAUUCGCAGUGACCAACGGAGUGAAACAGGGAUGCGUGCUGGCGCCUACCCUCUUCAAUGUCACGUUCUCUGCCAUGCUAAUGGGCGCCUACCGUGAUGAACGCCCCGGGAUCCGCAUCGCCUACGGGACGGAUGGUCACCUUCUCAAUCAACGGCGGAUGCACUUUCAGUCACCUGUAUCCACAACUUCCAUCCAUGAAUUUCUCUUCAUCGAUGACUGCGCACUCAGUGCCACCUACAAGGGGACAUGCGAAGGAGCAUGGGCCUCUUCGCCGACACCUGUAACAAAUUCGAUUCGGUCAUCAAAACGGAGAAGACGAUGA